GAGUAAGCGUCAUAGUUCGUCUAGCUGAGCUAGUGGUAGGACGUGACUCACAGAUGGCCGACCAACAACCCACAAUAUCUUUUACGAAAGGGGACGCCAAGCGCACCAAUGGGGAAGUGGACACCAAGAUACCCACCUACAAUAGGGCACCGCCCAGGCAUCGGAGCACCGGGGACGCUAUGAAGAGUUUCUGGUGGAACCCCGAGAAGAGGGAAUUCCUUGGAAGAACUGGGGUGUCCUGGGGGAAGAUCGGGUUGUUCUACUUAGUGUUCUACUCAUUCCUGGCCGCCUUUUUCGCCGCCUGCAUGGCUGCCUUCUACACCACCCUCGACACUGAACACACACCCAAAUACACGGGUGAUGAGUCUCUUCUAGCUAACCCCGGUUUGGGAAUACGGCCACGGACUAACUUAGAAGAGAACCACCCUGUCAUCAUCUAUUCACCCUCGGGCAGCUUUUCUUAUGGAGACUACAUCGACUCCAUCGACGAUUUCUUUAAAACCUAUAACAACAGAAGUGACCUUCAGAGCAAGUAUAUCAACUGUAAAGAGGAUGAUCAUAUAAUCACUGGCGAAAUCUGUGACUUUGACUUGGGCAUGACCAAGACCAGCUGUACUCAGGAGGACAACUGGGGGUACACCACCAACUCUCCCUGCAUCUUACUCAAACUUAACAAGAUGAUAGGGUGGUUACCUCACCCAACGAAACAUUUUAGCAGUUUACCACAGGGUCUCCAGGACCACAUCAACAGCCUCAAUGAUACCAACGCUCUCUCCAAAAAUGUGUGGGUGUGGUGUGAGAGUCAGGAGGUGGAGAUAGAGCAGCCAGCCCCAGGUCUCCCGCUCUCAUUUUUCCCCUACACUAACCAGCCUGGCUACCUCGCCCCGUUCGUCAUGGUUCGCCUCAUCGACGUCCCACUUGAGGUGGAUGUCAAGGUGAAAUGUCGUGCCUGGGCUGACAACAUCUUGCCUAGGAUGAACCGUCGCGCCUUAGGCCAACUUGACAUCGACAUCAAACUCCAUUAGAACAUCACGGAGGAAUUUAAAACUAUCUGCUGGAUAAUGAACCACUUUCUGCCAUUUUUUUUAGUGUAUCUAUGUUUUAUGCCAGUACCUCUUAAUAAGCCUACGGUAUUAAUGAUGGAGUGAGUGAAGCCAGUGGUUGACAAGGAACUCUGUGCUGUCAUGUUUACCACAGUAGAGCAAAGUGUUCACAUGGCCUUGUUUUAUGUGAGUGUAACUUUUUACUAAUACAGUAGGUGUGUUUUGUAUAAAUGCACAGAUAAUAAACCAACAUGGAUUUACAACAAA
Homarus americanus (American lobster) is the source of this 1310-nucleotide messenger RNA. RefSeq names its product sodium/potassium-transporting ATPase subunit beta-like. Gene Ontology annotation, biological process: potassium ion import across plasma membrane; intracellular potassium ion homeostasis; sodium ion export across plasma membrane. Gene Ontology annotation, cellular component: sodium:potassium-exchanging ATPase complex. Gene Ontology annotation, molecular function: ATPase activator activity. Bases 54 to 1025 code for a protein of 323 amino acids. The record is from RefSeq and is a predicted model, not a curated record. Lineage: Eukaryota; Metazoa; Arthropoda; Malacostraca; Decapoda; Nephropidae. The transcript has 7 exons.